Molecule: messenger RNA, 2841 nt
Organism: Penicillium cosmopolitanum
Lineage: Eukaryota; Fungi; Ascomycota; Eurotiomycetes; Eurotiales; Aspergillaceae
Gene: optD
Exons: 7
Coding region: 1-2841 (946 amino acids)
Biological process (GO): transmembrane transport
Molecular function (GO): oligopeptide transmembrane transporter activity
Source: RefSeq, a predicted model, not a curated record
AUGGCCGAUACUAUGGAUUCCAAAGAGCUCGAAGUUGAAAAGGUCACCCCUACCGUGAAAAUGGAAGAGGAAGGGGGAGAGGAGACUUCUGACUUAAAAGAGCCAGAGGAGAUUAUUGAGAAUGUCGAGUACAGCUACGAAUCGCAUCGGUCUCCGUUUCCAGAGGUCAGAUCUGUUGUUCCCGAAACAGACGAUCCCAGCAUGCCCGUCAAUACCGUGCGCAUGUGGGUUCUGGGAGUGAUGUUCACGGUUCUUGGCUCCGGCAUCAACCAAGCUACUUGCUUACCCGAUGGGUGUCUUCUUGGCAAAAACACUUCCCUGGCUACCAUUUCGUUUGGGCCCCUUGGCACAUUCACGCUCAACCCAGACCGGAAAUUCAAUAUCAAGGAACAUGCACUGAUUGUUAUUAUGAGCAAUGUUUCCUUUGGGUAUGCAACUGCUGACUCGACAAACAUUAUCCAAGCCGCCAGCGCAAACUUCUACAAUUUUAAGCUGAAGACAGGCUUCUACGUCUUGAUAGUCCUAUGCGCACAGCUCCUCGGCUUCGGAGUCGCUGGGCUCGCGGCUCCGUGGCUGGUUGAGCCAGCUCGUAUCAUUUGGCCCGGCGUACUGUCCAAUUGCGCUAUGCUGGAAACUCUGCAUUCGCGCAGCAACACAGUGGCAAAUGGAUGGCGCGUCUCUCGUCUGCGCUUCUUCCUCUUUGUCACAGGGGGUGGGUUCCUCUGGUACUUCUUCCCAGGUCUGAUAUUCACAGCAUUGUCCUAUUUUACAUGGGUCUGCUGGAUCGCCCCCAAGAACGUCGUUGUGAAUCAUCUAUUUGGCAUGCAAACUGGAUUAGGACUUAGCCCGAUCACAUUCGACUGGAGCCAAAUCGCGUACAACACCAACCCUCUCCUAUCUCCGUCAUGGGCUGCAAUCAACGUAUUUGCUGGAUUUGCCUUCUUCUUCUGGAUCAUCGUUCCUAUCCUAUACUACACCAAUGUUUGGUUCACAGCAUACCUGCCCCUCAUGACCAGCGACGUCUAUGAUCGCACCGGCGCCUUUCUCGACGAAACCGCGUACCGCAACUACUCGCCGCCCUACCUCGGCGCAACAUUCGCCUUUGUGUAUGGCCCUUCAUUUGCCGCCAUCACAUCUGUUCUCUCUCAUAUUGGUCUCUGGCAUGCUCGCGACGUCUGGGCAGCCUUCAAAGGCCGCAACAAGCUAGACAUUCACGCUAGGCUUAUUCGCGCAUCCUACAAACAAACUCCAUGGUACUGGUAUGGCGGAAUUAUCCUUGUCAUCACAGGCAUGUCAAUUGCCAUGGUCGUAGUUUACGACACUAGACUCCCUGUCUACGGCAUCUUCCUGGGUUUGAUAAUUCCCGCUUUGUACAUGAUCCCGUGUGGAAUCGUUCAGGGUAUUACGAACGUCGACGCAAACCAACUCAAUGUGCUAUCUGAGUUUAUUGGUGGAUAUCUAUUCGAAGGGCGUCCACUCGCAAACAUGAUUUUCAAGAUCCUUUCCACAGAUGUCGUGGGACAGGGGGUCUAUUUCGCCAUGGACAUGAAGUUGGCACAUUACCUCAAGGUUCCGCCUCGUACGACAUUCGUGGCACAGGGCGUCGCGACGAUUCUUGGCGCCCUUACCCAGGCCGGUGUCACGCUUUGGAUGCUGGGUCAUAUUGAUGGGAUCUGCGAAUCCGAUCAGUCAGAUAAUUUUACCUGUCCCAAUGGGCGGACGGUGUAUUCCUCCUCGGUGAUCUGGGGCCUUGUAGGUCCGCGUCGGCUCUACUCUGCCGGCAAGAUUUACUCGGGACUUCUUCAUUUCUUCUGGAUCGGUGCUCUUGCUCCUGUCAUUACAUGGCUCAUGUACCGCUAUACUAAACAGCGGUUUUGGAAAAUGAUUAAUUGGCCUCUGAUCUUCGUAGGAACUUACAAUGUUCCACCUGCUACUGGAAUCAACUACUCCAGCUGGGCCCUUGUCAAUUUCCUCUUCAACCAUUUCCUGCGUCGCAAGUUCUUUGCUUGGUGGACGAAGUAUAACUAUAUUUUGGCCGCCGCUUUAGACACCGGUCUCGCUCUUAGUGAUCUUACCUUCUUGACCGCCGGGAACCGCUACGAGAUUCUCACAGCCAGAGAAAUGCCUCCCAAGAGGCGCGGAGCUCCCGCCAGCUCCUCCGCAGCAGCUCCCAAGCGCGCGCGCCAAUCCAAACUAGCCAAGGAGAACAACAUCUCCGCCGAAGAGGAGAACGAAAUCAAAGAGGUCUUCCAGCUCUUCGCAGAUAAACACGAAGAUUUCCCGAAAGAGAAAGAAGGCGUCAUUCCCCGCGAAGAUGUGCGCAAGGCAUUAGUGUACGUCCAGUCCAGUCCAGACCAUCCCCUCCGACCAUUAUUCCACUUGCUUCUGCGCCAACAACACCGCAAACUCACCCAGACUACACAUUACCAAUUCACUUCACUUCGAGAUAACACUAACAUCCCCACUUCUCGCAGAGCCCUCGGCCUCCCCCCAUCAGACUCAACCGAACUGUCCGACAUCCUCUCCGCCCUCGACCCAACCUCAAUCGGCUACGUCCCCUACAACCCAUUCGUCUCCGUCGCAGCAGCGAAAUUACGCUCCCGCGACGACGACGCCCUGGUCGCCGAGGUAGACGAUGCAUACCAGCUCUUCACGCGCGGGUCAACGGGGCCGAUUUCGCUGGGCCAUUUGCGUCGCAUUGCGCGCGAGUUGAAAGAGGACUCUGUCGAUGAUGAGUUGCUUAAGGAUAUGAUUCUUGAAGCGAAUGGUGGGGCUGGUCUUAGUGCUGGUGUUACUUUGGAACAGUUUCAUGAUGUUAUGACUCGUGCUGGGGUCUUUUAG